AUGGCUCUCGUCGUCCCCUUCACGGUCACCGCCAUGCUUUUCGCCAGCGGCUUGGCGAUCUGCACGAGAAAUGGCCUCACGCAGAUGUUGACCCAUGUCAAGAGACACCCGAACUUCACGCAGACCGAGUUCUGGGACUACUGGUAUAACGAGCAUGCGCCCAAGGUUGCUCCUCUGGCAUCCCACUUCAACAUCACCCGUUACCAACAGGUUCGAGUUGGCGGUCUUGUUCUUCCCACAGAGGCCGGGGCAACUGGGCCGGCGUCUGAUGUGCCUGUUGAGUUCGACGGUGUUGCGAUGUUCAUGUAUCGCCAUGCCGAAGAUCUCACUGGGAUGAUCUCUCACCCGUACUACACAGAGGUGGUUCUUCCCGACGAGGGUGUUUUCAUCGACAAGGCUGCCUUCGGCGGCGGCCAGGUCGCUACGUACGUAGGCACGCACUUCGAGGUAGUGGAGGACACAAAGGAUGUCUGGACCGGCAGCAGUGCGGAUCGUGAGAAGUACCAGCAGCUCUUUGAUUCGUACAACUAG
Colletotrichum karsti is the source of this 531-nucleotide messenger RNA. RefSeq lists its product as uncharacterized. The record is from RefSeq and is a predicted model, not a curated record. The transcript is spliced from 2 exons. The coding region runs from base 1 to 531 and encodes 176 amino acids. Lineage: Eukaryota; Fungi; Ascomycota; Sordariomycetes; Glomerellales; Glomerellaceae. Gene Ontology annotation, molecular function: oxidoreductase activity.